AUGGAGCAGCUGCACGCCCGCCAUGCCGUCCUCGCACCCGCCCACCACGGCCACGCCGUCCUCGCAGCUCCCGCCCUGUGGGACGCGCUCGUCGACUUGUCGCCCUCGUCCGCCCGCGACCCGGACCCGACCUCCCUCACCCUCGCACUCGAGCCACUCGUGCACAGCUACACGCCCGCAAAAGCGCCCCGCGCACUCGUCGUCGUCGCCCGCCAGGCCAGCAAGGCCGACCUCGCCGCCGUCGACCUGGUGCGCCCCGGCUCCUUCUCUCCACACUCGCUCAGAGCACGAAUUGACUUGUGCGCGUGCUCACAGUCUGCCCAGGACGAUGCGCUCCUCGUACCACACGCGCUCGCCGCGGCGCACCCGCUCGUCUUCAUCCGCCGCUCCUCGUCCUCGUCCCCCCCCACCUCGCCUGUCCCGGCAACCCUCCUCGUGUCGCUCACGAACCCGAUACCCCUCACCUCGGUCGUCCUCGUCGCCCUCGACUCGCCCUCGUACGCCCACGCCGCCCACCCCUCGGACGGCCGCUCCCUCGAGUCGCGCCUCGCCGACUCGUCCGCCCACCUCGUCCGCGAGGGCGGCACCUUGCGCCUGCCCGGCGUAGGCCGCUACCGCGUCGCCAUGUCCGAGCCCGUCCUCCAAGGCGUCGUCGUCAAAGGGCAGACCCAGGUCCUGGUCCUUCCGCCUCAAGGCGGCGACGACCACCGACUCGAGCCGGCUUCCGACGCCGGCUCGUCGCUCGGCGCAGGAGCGCACCACGACGAGACGACCGAGGACGACGACGACAACCUCGACGACGACGACCUCCUCGAGAUCGACGAGGGCUUCCUCGCCGGCUCGGUCCUGUCGCCCCUUCGCUCCACCGUCACCGCCGCGCCGCUCACGCACCCGGUCCCCGCCGAGCUGCUCGUCCCGCAGCCGGACGCCGACGAGGACGACAUCCCGCGUGCGUACGUCGCGACGGCCGACCUGGGUCGUCUCGGCCUGUUCAGCGGCGACUGGGCGGUCCUCAGCCGACGGGCGGGCGAGGGCGAGGGACGGCUCGCGAGGGUGUUUGCGGCCGAGGGCCUCGUCGCAGGGACCGAGGCCACCGUCCACCUUCCUCCAUCCCUUCUCUUCAAUCUCCUUGGCCCCGACGCCCUCUGCUCCUCUUCCACGCCAUCCCUCGACCUGCUCCCUGCACCUCGCAUCUCGCCCGUCCUCCCCGCACCGCUGCCGACCGCGUCGUCCGUCACCAUCGCCCGACUCGCGUCGCCGCUCUCGGUCAACAAGGUCUUCCAGCCGCUCUUCCUUGAGGGCCUCAAGGAGCACUUCUCGCGAUGCACGAGGGCAGUCAAGAAUGGCGACGUCAUCGCGGUCGGGAUCGACGAGGAGCGGGUUCGGUUCGCGCAGGAGGGCAAGGAGGGAGCGCCGCACGAGGACGAGGUCGACCUUCCUGCCGCACCGACUGCGCCAACCGCCGUCGUCUACUUCCUCGUCACGUCGCUCACGGUCGAGCCACCAACCGCCUCGACGGCCGCGACGGGCGACUUUGACCUCGAUCGCCAGCUCGAGGACGGCGCGCUCGGGUGCUUCGUCGACCCAAAGGUGACCAAGCUGCUGCAGACGGGCGUCGAGCGAGGGCGGGUGCCGGACGUCGCAGGGUGGAUGGCCGACCUGAUUCGUCCAUGUGUGACCGCAGCUCCUUCCCCAUCGGUCCCGCUCGCGCCCGACGCGUUCGGCACGCCCACCCCGGGCUCUCGCCUCCUUGCCUUCCUCCUUUCGUCCCUCACCCCUCGCGCGUCGACCUACGCCCUCCCGCUCACCGUCCUCCUCAAGGGCGCCCGCGGUAGCGGCAAGCGCGUCCUGCUGCGCUGCGUCACGCGCGCCGCCGGCGUCGGCCUCCUCGAGCUCGACUGCUUCGACCUCCUCGGCGACAGCGACGCCAAGACCGAGGGCCGGCUGCGGGCGCUCGCCGUCGACAAGGCGCUCGCGUGUGCGCCCGUCGUGCUCGUCCUGAGGAACAUCGAGGCGUUGGCGAGGAAGAGCCAGGCGAUGGAGACGGGGCAAGAGCCGCCGAUGACGACCGUCCUGCGCGACUGCAUCGAGACGAUCCGGGAGGGCUGGAAGUCGUCGGGCCACCCGGUCGUCGUCGUCGCGACCACGACCGACGUCGACAAGGUCCCGACCGGUGUCGUCGGCCUCUUCAAGGAGGAGAUCGGCAUCGAGGCCCCCGGCGAGCCCGAGCGCCUCGCCAUCCUCCGCAGCCUCACCUCGGCCGACCUUGUCGCGCCCGACGUCUCGCUUCGCGCACUCGCCGUCCAGACGGCCGCCCUCGUCGCCAACGACCUCGUCGACCUCGUCCGCCGAGCACGAGCCGCCGCCGCCGAGCGCGUCCUCGCGCUUCCCUCCCUCUCGACCUCGUCUCCUCCUCCCCUUUCUUCUUCCUCUCCUGCAUCUUCGCCAGCACCUGCACCCGCACCGACACUCGCCGACCUCGCUCACGCCGGCGUCGCCCUCACCUCGGUCGACUUCAAUUUGGCGCUCGACAAGGCCCGAGCGGCCUACAGCGAGAGCAUCGGCGCGCCCAAGAUCCCCAACGUGACGUGGGACGACGUCGGCGGCCUCGCGAGCGUCAAGAGCGACAUCCUCGACACGAUCCAGCUCCCGCUCGAGCGGCCAGAGCUGUUCCGCGACGGGCUCAAGAAGCGCAGCGGCAUCCUCCUGUACGGCCCGCCGGGCACGGGCAAGACGCUCCUCGCCAAGGCGGUCGCCACGUCGUGCUCGCUCAACUUCUUCUCGGUCAAGGGUCCCGAGCUCCUCAACAUGUACAUCGGCGAGUCCGAGGCCAACGUGCGGCGCGUGUUCCAGCGUGCGCGCGACGCCAAGCCGUGCGUCAUCUUCUUCGACGAGCUCGACUCGGUCGCGCCCAAGCGCGGCAACCAGGGCGACUCGGGCGGCGUCAUGGACCGCAUCGUGAGCCAGCUCCUCGCCGAGCUCGACGGCAUGAGCGAGGGCAAGGGCGGCAACGACGUGUUUGUCAUCGGCGCGACCAACCGCCCGGACCUGCUCGACCCGGCGCUCCUCCGACCCGGACGAUUCGACCGCAUGCUGUACCUCGGCGUCUCGGACAACCACGCGGCGCAGCUCAACAUCAUGCGGGCCCUGACGCGCAAGUUCAAGCUGGCGCCCGAGACGGACCUCGCCAAGCUCGCCGAGCAGUGCCCGUACAACUACACGGGCGCCGACUUCUACGCCCUGUGCUCGGACGCCAUGCUCAAGGCCAUGACGAGGAAGGCGACCGAGGUCGACGACCGCAUCGCCGAGCUCAACGCCCAACCGCCCUACUCAACCGGCGCAGCACCCGCCCUCACGCCGCAGUACUACCUCGCCGAGCUGGCCACGCCGCAAGAGAUCGAGGUCCUCGUUGCGCAGCAGGACUUUGAGGCCGCUCUCGCCGAGCUCGUCCCCUCGGUGUCGCAGGCCGAGAUGCUCCACUACAAGACGGUCCAGUCGCGCUUCUCCGCCGAGACGCUCAACAGCGACGACAAGCUCGCCGCCAAGGAGGCCGAGGCGGCGGCGGCGGCGGCGGCCGCGUCGUCGGCCGGAGCGCUGCAGGGCCCGGUCGAGCAGGCCAAGCCGAAUGGCGUCGUGCCCAACGGUGUCGUCGCCGAGGAGGCGCCGGCGCAGGAGGACGAGAGCGCGGCGCAGGAGGAGGCGGAGCGGCAGCGAAAGAGGAAGGCCAAGGGCAAAGGCAAGGCGAGGGCAGACUGAGGGGCCCGAGCGGUGGUCGUCGCGAGCGAGGGUCGUCGAGCCCGUCUUUGUGCAUUGCAUUUGGGCAUUCAGCAGUC
Molecule: messenger RNA, 3833 nt
Organism: Rhodotorula graminis WP1
Lineage: Eukaryota; Fungi; Basidiomycota; Microbotryomycetes; Sporidiobolales; Sporidiobolaceae
Exons: 11
Coding region: 1-3756 (1251 amino acids)
Biological process (GO): protein import into peroxisome matrix
Cellular component (GO): peroxisomal membrane; cytosol
Molecular function (GO): ATP binding; ATP hydrolysis activity
Source: RefSeq, a predicted model, not a curated record